Molecule: messenger RNA, 2562 nt
Organism: Homarus americanus (American lobster)
Lineage: Eukaryota; Metazoa; Arthropoda; Malacostraca; Decapoda; Nephropidae
Product: spidroin-2-like
Exons: 5
Coding region: 1-2562 (853 amino acids)
Source: RefSeq, a predicted model, not a curated record
AUGGUCCUCCCGGGGACGUGGACCAGGCCAGAGUGGUCACUCCCGGGGAGUGUGGACACAGGCCAGUGGUCCUCCCGGGGGGGUGUGGACCAGGCCAAAUGUGGUCCUCCCGGGGACGUGGACCAGGCCAGAGUGUGGUCCUCCGUGGGGUGUGGACCAGGCCAGUGGUCUCCCGGGGGUGUGGACCAGGCCAGUGGCCCUCCCCGGGGUGUGUACCAGGCAAGUGGUCUCCCGUGGGGUGUGGACCCAGGCCGUCAGAUGCCUCCCAGGUGUGGACCAGGCCAAGUGGUCCUCCCGGUGUGGACCAGGCCAGGUAGUCUCCCAGGGGGUGUGGACCAGGCCAGAGUGGUCACUCCCGGGGGGUGUGGACCAGGCCAGUGGUCCUCCGGUGGGGUGUGGACCAGGCCAGAGUGGUCUCCCGGGGGCGUGGACCCAGGCCAGUGGUCACUCGGGGUGUGGACCAGGGCCAAGUGGUCCUCCCGGGGUGUGGACCAGGCCAGAGUGUGGUCCUCCCGGGGGGAAUGGACCAGGCCAAAUGGUCUCCCGGGGGGUGUGGCCAGGGCAGAGUGGUCUCCCGGGGGCGUGGACCAGGCCAAAUGGUCUCCCAGGGGGUGUGGACCAGGCAGUGGUCCUCGGGGGCGUGGACCAGGCCAGAGUGGUCCUCCCGGGGAGGUGUGGACCAGGCAAAUGUGUUCCUUCCCGGGGUGUGGACCAGGCAAGUGGUCUCCCGGGGUGUGGACCAGGCAAGUGGUCCUCCCCGGUGGGUGUGGGGCCAGGCCCAAAUGGUCUCCCGGGGACGUGGACCAGGCCAGAGUGGUCACUCCCGGUGUGGACCAGGCAAAUGGUCUCGGGGGGGUGGACCAGGCCAGGAUGCUCCCGAGUGUGGACCAGGCCAAGUGUGGUCACUCCCGGGGGUGUGGACUAGGCCAAAUGGUCACUCCCGGGGACGUGGACCAGGCCAAGUGGUCCUCCCGGGGUGUGUGUGGACCAGGCCAAAUGGUCCUCCCGGGGGACGUGGACCAGAGUGUGGACCAGGCCAAGUGGUCUCCAGAGAGGCUGAUUGAGCCAGUGGUCCUCCUCGGUGUGGACCCAGGCCAAGUGGCCUCGGGGGGUGUGGACCAGGCCAAAUGGUCCUCCAGAGUGUGGACACAGGCAAAGUGGUCCUCCAGGGGGGUGUGGACCCAGGCCAGAGUGGCCCUCCCGGGGGGUGUGGACCAGGCCAGUGUGGGGUCACUCCCGGGGAGUGUGGACCAGGCAAAUGUGGUCACUCCCGGGGUGUGGACACAGGCCAAGUGGUCCUCCCGGGUGUGGACCAGGCCAAAUGGUCCUCCCGGGGGUGUGGACCCAGGCCAAGUGGUCCUCCCGGGGAGUGUGGACACAGGCCAAGUGUGGUCCUCUGGGCGUGUGGACCAGGCCAAAUGGUCUCCCGGGGACGUGGACCCAGGCAAGUGGUCUCCCGGGGAACGUGGACCAGGCCAGAGUGGCCUCCCGGGGAAUUAUGGACCAGGCCAGUGGUCCUCCAGGGUGAGUGUGGACCAGGGCAAAUGGUCUCCCGGGGACGUGGACCAGGCAGAGUGUGGAUGUCCUCCCCGGGUGUGUGGACAGGCCAAAUGGUCCUCCCGGGGACGUGGACCAGGCAAGUGGUCCUCCCGGGGGGGUGAGACCAGGCAAGUGGUCCUCGGGGGUGUGGACCAGGCCAGAGCCCUCCCGGGGGAGUGUGGACCAGGCCAGGUGGUCCUCCCGGGGGGGGGGUGUGGACCAGGCCAGUGUGGUCACUCCCAGAGUGUGGACCAGGCAAAUGGUCUCCAGAGGGGUGUGGACCUGGGCCAGAGUGGUCCUCCCGGGGGGGUGUGGACAGGCCAAGUGGCCUCGGGGAGUGUGGACCAGGCAAGUGGUCCUCCCAGAGGUGUGGACCAGGCAAAUGGUCCUCCAGGGGGUGUGGACACAGGCCAGAGUGGUCACUCCCGGAGGUGUGGACCAGGCCAAAUGGUCACUCCAGGGGUGUGGACCAGGCAGUGGUCCUCCCAGGGAGUGUGGACACAGGCAAGUGGUCCUCCCAGGGGCAUGGACCAGGCCAAAUGGUCCUCCAGGGACGUGGACCAGGCCAAGAGUGGUCCUCCCGGGGAACGUGGAUGGGCCAAGUGGGCCUCCAGAGGUGGCAGACCAGGCCAAGUGGUCCUCCCAGGGGGUGUGGACCAGGCCAAAUGGUCUCGGGGGCGUGGACCAGGCCAGAGUGGUCCUCCCGGGGGUGUGGACCAGGCCAAAUGUUGCCUCCCGGGGGGGUGUGGACCAGGCCAGUGUGGGCCUCCCAGGGGUGUGGACCAGGCCAGAGUGGUCCUCCCGGUGGGUGUGGACCAGGGCAAAUGGUCCUCAGGGGACGUGGACCAGGCCCAUGCCAUUCCUCAGGGUGUGUGGACCAGGCCAAAUGGUCAUCCCGGGGACGUGGACCAGUGGAAAUGGUCCUCCGGGGGUGUGGACAGGCCCAAGUGGUCCUCCCAGGGGGUGUGGACCAGGCCAGAGCCCUCCGGGGAUGUGGACCAGGCCAAUUGGGCCUCCCCAUGA